Dendronephthya gigantea is the source of this 1179-nucleotide messenger RNA. RefSeq lists its product as uncharacterized. Bases 402 to 854 code for a protein of 150 amino acids. Lineage: Eukaryota; Metazoa; Cnidaria; Anthozoa; Malacalcyonacea; Nephtheidae. The record is from RefSeq and is a predicted model, not a curated record. The transcript has 5 exons.
AACUUUAAUAACUAUAUUUUGCAUGUAGUUAAAUUCUAGUUAAACUCAGAAAUACACGAAUCUGGUUGGCAAAUUCUGCCGUUAACUACAGUCAAAAGUUAACUAGUCUUUUAUACAACCUAACCUACCUGUUUCCCCUGUGAAUAUAUUAAAUAAGGGAAGUGUCUCGUCCAUAACGAAAGGCAAAAAACUAUAAUAGGGGGAAAUCAGUCACGGUCUUUUGACAUUACCGCGACAACGUAUGGUUGGCUAAAAGUUUAUUAACACAUGACAGGUUUAAGUGGCAAGGCUGCAUGGCACUUGAAAUUGGCAGACCAAAUUUCAUAAUCGGUGAUAACUUGUGACUAAGUUCAGUAGGUUGUGGACAAACGUGAGAGCAGGGAAUAGAUUGUAAAACGGCGAUGAGAUCACAGGUUUUCUUUUGCUAUGCAGCGCUGUCGUUUCUCUUAUGCACGACAAACGGUCUUGACACAGAAAUCAGGUCAGUUAUCGAUUUUGGUCAAGACGUGCUGUUCAGACAAGGCUAUUGUCAAUGGGAAAUGGCAUCUUGGCAUAAGAUAGGCGAGACUCAAAAAUGCAAUUGCAUGAAAUGUACAUGCGCAGAGAAGGGGGAAUGGAAUUGCAAGUACUCGUUUGCAGACUGCCCAUAUAGUUAUUGCAACAAAGAUGCUUACAAUAUAAGGGAGAAGAAAUGUUGUUGCACAAGUAACUUCGGCAAACGUUCGCUCGGCAUCGGAGCUCGACUCGAGGACGGCAUUGUGGCAACGAAGCUUUGCUUCUUGCUCCCCAUAGACGAAACCAAACACGCUAUUGCACCUUUUGAAAACUGCCCUGAAGUGAAACAAACUUAUUAACUAAUCUGUAACAAAAACAUCUUGUUGAUACUCUACAAAACUAACUCCACUGAUAAACUAUGGAGUACGUAAGCUGUAAUAAUAAACAAGCCUGUCGGGCACAUCCAUUUUCAUCCAUUUAUAUCAAGAUAUUCAUUUAUAUCCAUCUUCUAUUUAUAUCAAUCUUGAACCCACCGCUACUGACGUGUGUUUGGAGGGUGGGGUCUGGAUUUUCUCUGAACGCCCACUGGAAAUUGUCCCCCAAUAUGAUCAGGGAUGGAGUGCCCGGGGAUAGUGGGUGAUAUGCAUAUAUUUUAAACUAUUUUAACUUGAUUUAAUAUUGUUG